Messenger RNA from Hydatigera taeniaeformis, 498 nucleotides. NCBI's taxonomy places the organism in Eukaryota, Metazoa, Platyhelminthes, Cestoda, Cyclophyllidea, Taeniidae. The record is from the annotation of a GenBank genome assembly.
AUGUUGAUAGCGGAAUUGUCCUCCAUAAUGCAGAACCCUCCUGCUACUUUUCAGAUUGUUGCAAGUGAUCUCAGAGUUGGGGUGAAUCAUUUAGCUCUUGACGAGGAACGCAUUCGACAGGAACAGUUCUUCGAAGGCAUUCUCGAUCUUCAACAACGCAUUUCUCAGAAUCCAGAUUAUCAGGAACGAUACAGUGAUGAGGUAGAGGAUCUGAAGAACAAAAUUCGACUGAAUGCUGAUGCUCUCAGUUACUUGAAGAGUAUAACCAAACUUGAACUUCCACUAACGGACCUAACAAACAAGAUCACGCAGGCUGCAAUCGAUGCUGCUUCUCCAAGUUCUGCAUCUUCAUCAGUUUUUGCUAAUAAGUUUCACCACAUGGCAAACGAGGUCGACGCUCACAUCGACAAGAUGAUCGAAAUGGCAGAAACAAAAAUGAUUCGUUUUGACCCUCAAGGGACCGUCGACGAGUCCAUCAUGCUUGCCAAAGAACUCGAG